Falco peregrinus (peregrine falcon) is the source of this 5264-nucleotide messenger RNA. Its product is annotated as protocadherin alpha-3-like. Bases 2658 to 5264 code for a protein of 868 amino acids. Gene Ontology annotation, molecular function: calcium ion binding. Gene Ontology annotation, biological process: homophilic cell-cell adhesion. Lineage: Eukaryota; Metazoa; Chordata; Aves; Falconiformes; Falconidae. The record is from RefSeq and is a predicted model, not a curated record. Gene Ontology annotation, cellular component: plasma membrane. The transcript has a single exon.
UAUCUUUCUGCUCUGAAUCUUGCUAGGCAGGAGAAGAAGUUCUCUCUCUAUUCAAGAUGUGUGCAGUCCUUGGGUUUCAGUACAGUGAAAUGGGUCCCUUUGGUUUUCUUCUCUGCUCUUACCAAAACCUCCCACCCUUUUGUGUUUUUCUUCUCUCUCAUUGGCAGUGUGUUGGUAAUGGUUGGUGAGAUGCAGCCUGCUGAGUUCUGCAGCUGUCAGUCAGGUUGCAGAUAUUUGGGUGGUUGGCCAUCAGUGUAAGAUGUUGCUUUUCCCACUCUCUGGAGCCGAGGUUGACAUUCACAAAAUGUUCUUGGCUUUCACGUCUCCCUCUUGCUUCCGCUGUGAUAGCAGUACAUAAUGGAGCACUACCCACCACUGAGUGGUUUCAAGGCUUUUGGAGAACUAUAGUAGUUUCUUUCUUGACAGAAAUCACUGUUAAUUGUAAGAUAAAAUGUCUCUCAGAGCCAGCUGGCCUGUCCUGAAAAUGUUUCUUUUCCAGAAGAAGCAACCACGAAUUCUACAGGUGAGUUUCUUGUACCUAAAGAGGCUGUGUUUGAGAUAUUGUACUUUUGUUCCCGUUCAGCCGUGGUACCUUCACGUUGGGUCAACCAAAUGUGUCCUGGAUCGUAAUGCCUAUAGGUUUGGACAGCAAAGCACCGCCACCUGCUUUUGUUCCUGCUUCUGCUGCUUGCAGGAACAGCAUGAGCUGAUGGCAGAAGGACAGAUGGGGAGGACCCCAGUGUGUUUCUGGGAGUGGAUGUGUUUAGCAUAGAUGGGAUUUCGUAUCCAAACCUCUGUGGUCUUCCCUUCGUGGCGUUUGUUUGGCUGAGUGACGCAUGGCUCACAUUAAUGAUGGAGUUCAUGGGUACCAAGGUUCUUGGAGUGUUGUUCUGGCAGUGCGUGCCUGCCUGCAAGAAGAGGCAAGGGCUUGACAUGUGGUGAGCAGCUGGAAAAAAUAGCUCUUCAUCGAGGUGCAGGGAGAGUGCUUGGGAGCUGUGGUUGCGCCAUGCCUUUUCAGCUUUCUUGGAGGAUUGGUUGCUGGGCUGGAUUUCCCGAAGGGAAGACUGCCCUGGAUUUCCUGAACUCUUUGGAGCCUGUUUCAUGAAGGUCUGAGUACCUUGGCCUUGGGCUUUUGUCUCUGAUGGCGGUGGAUUGUGUUCUGAUGUGGCAGAGCUGUUCUUUGCCAUGUGAUGGCCUUGCUGUGUUGUUCGCUGGAUCCUUGAGAGGACUGUAUGCAAGGAAGAAGCAAGCAUGUAAGCGAGAAAGAAUGGAAAGAAGGAAGAGAUGGUAUGGGAGAUGACCAGCAUCACCGCCGUUAUCUCUGCAUGCCGAAUGGAGGUGAGGAGCUCGGCAUCCUGGGUGCUCCAAGGCGCUGUGCAAGGCUUGAUGAAAGGUGGAGGAAGAGGAAUGGGAGCUCAUGCCUUAGGGCAUGUCCGUGCUGCAUGGGGUGAAGGUGAUGUAGUCAUCUAGAAAAGAUACUGGUAAAGGAGCCAAGGAAGAGACAAAGAGAGGACAGGGACGAGAAGGAGGAAGAAGAGCAGGAAGGAAGGAAAAAUGUAGAGAAAGUGAAGGAAACGAGAACGAAGCAAGCAACAGAGAGAAAGAAGAUAAAGGAUGAUAAGAUGGAUGAGUUUAUUAGCAUGCCCGAUCGCUCUGGAUUGCUGGACACAGAAAGGCGGGGAGGGACAUAAAGGGAGAGAUAACGAAAGGAGGAAAGAGUGGAAGAGAGGAAGUGAGUAAGGAAGGAAGAAAGAUGACAAAGACGGGAAUGAUGAAGAAACCUUAAAGCAGAUGACCAGGGCGCGCCGAUGUUACCUUGCAGGAGUAUCGCAGAAGGAAGGUGAAAGAGGAGGAAGAAAACUAUGGGAGUAAAAAGCAAGGAAGAAGGGAAGGGCUGAUGAGAAGAUGUCCAGGACGGGACGACAUCACCUGUAGACGCUGAACGGCUUCGGUCCCUAACAGCCUCCGCCUUGGUUAGUGUCCCUCUCUCCGGCACCGGUGGCCGGUAAUUAGCGCUGAUGGCCCGCAAUUAGCGCGGACGGCCCCGGCAUUGAGGGCCACCGCCGCGGCGGUGAGGGGACUGGCGAUGUGCCAGCGUGGGGUAAAGGAGGGAGCAUGGUGGAAAAAGAAGGGAAAGGGGCGUAAAGGAAAGGGCACGGAAGGCAAGAACGAAAAGGAUAAGGGAGAGAAGGAGGAGGCGGAAGAGGCGGAAGGAGAAAAGAGCAGAAAGAGAAGAAAGGAACGAGGCAAGAGAAGGGAAGAAAAGGAAUUGUGGGAAGAAAGAAGGGGACCGUACGAAAUGAAACGUCAGAAGGAGGAGGAAGAGGAGGAAGGCAGGCAUGCAAGCCAAAGGCAGGCAGUGAGGAGAAGGACAGCAAGAGGAAGAGGCGGGGGGAGCAGCCGAGCGAGCGGGGAGGUGGCCGGCGCGGGUCCGCGGUCGCUGUCGGGGAGCAUGCGAGGCGGCGGAGCAGCACACGGUGUCGCUGCAGGCUCAGGAACGGCGGCGGAGCGGCGCGUCGGCUCCGCCCCGGUGCGGCGGAGAGCCCGGCUGUGAGCGCGGGGGGGGGCGGCGCGGCGCGGUGCGGUCAGCAGAGCCGGCGCGUCCGGGCGGCGGCGGGGAGCCGUGCGGGGCCCGUGCGGGAAGGGCGGCGGGUGCGAUGGGCGUGUGGUGGGCGCCCGCGGUGCGGGUGCUGGUGCUGCAGGCGGCCUGGGCGCUGGGCGGCGGGCAGGUGCGCUACUCGGUGCCGGAGGAAGCCAAGGCCGGGACGGUGGUGGGCCGCCUGGCGCAGGACCUGGGCCUGGAGGCGGGCGAGGCGGAGGCGCGGCGGCUGCGGCUGGUGGCGCAGGGCCGGCGGGCGAGCGUGGAGGUGAGCGGGGCGAGCGGGGCGCUGGUGGUGAGCUCGCGGCUGGACCGGGAGGAGCUGUGCGGGAAGAGCGCGCCGUGCGCCCUGCGCCUGGAGGUGCUAGUGGAGCGGCCGCUGCGCGUCUUCCACGUGGAGCUGGAGGUCACCGACAUCAACGACAACGCCCCGCUCUUCCCCGCCGCCCGCAAAAACCUCAGUUUAUCGGAGAACUCCCCCGCCGGGUCCCGGUUCCCGCUGGAGGGCGCGUCGGAUGCAGAUAUCGGAGCCAACGCGCAGCUCUCCUAUGCGCUCAGCCCCAACGAGCACUUUACGCUCGAUGUUAAGUCCUCUGAUGAAAAUAGGAAAUCCCUGUUCCUGGUUCUUGCGAAACCGCUGGACCGCGAGUCGGUGGCUGUGCACCGUCUGGUGCUGACGGCGAGUGACGGGGGCCGGCCGCCGCUGACGGGCACGGUGGAGCUGGUGAUUUCGGUGCUGGACGCCAACGACAACGCGCCCCAGUUCAACCAGUCGGUAUAUAAAGCGCAGCUGCCGGAGAGCGCUACCGAGGGGACGCUGGUGGCGCGGGUGAACGCCACGGAUCCGGACGAGGGAAUCAAUAAGGACUUUUCUUACAGCAUCGUCAGUUUGGAUCCUGCCGGUAACAGAGACCUUUUCACCAUUGAUCCGAAGACGGGCGAGAUCAGUCUGACGGGCGCCCUGGACUUUGAAGACGUGCAUUUACACGAGAUACAAAUCGAAGCGAGAGACAAAGGCUGGCCGCCGCUGUCGGGUCACUGCAGCGUGGAGCUGGAGGUGCUGGACGUGAACGACAACGCGCCGGAGGUGUGGGUGACGUCGCUGUCGGUGCCGGUGCCGGAGGACGCGGCGGUGGGGACGGUGGUGGCGCUGCUGAGCGUGUCGGACCGGGACUCGGGGGCGAACGGUCGCGUGCGGUGCGCGGUGUGGCCGGCGUCGCCGUUCGGGCUGGUGGCGACGUUCGCGGGCUCGUACUCGCUGGUGCUGCGGGAGGCGCUGGACCGCGAGCGGGUGGCGGAGUACGAGGUGGAGGUGCGGGCGGAGGACGGCGGGGCGCCGCCGCUGCGCGCCAGCCGCGGGGUGCGCGUGCCGGUGUCGGACGUGAACGACAACGCGCCGGCGUUCGCGCAGGCCGUGUACACGGUGCUGGCGCGGGAGAACAACGCGGCGGGCGCGGAGCUGGCGCGGCUGUGGGCGCGGGACCCGGACGAGGCGGGCAACGGGCGCGUGAGCUACUCGGUGGCGGAGGGCGGCGGCGGCGCGGUGUCGGGCGGGGUGUGGCGGUCGGCGUCGAGCUACGUGUCGGUGGACGCGGAGAGCGGUCGGCUGUGGGCGCUGCAGCCGCUGGACUACGAGGAGCUGCAGGUGCUGCAGUUCGAGGUGCGGGCGGUGGACGCGGGGGAGCCGCCGCUGUGCGGCAACGCGACGGUGCAGCUCUUCGUGGUGGACGAGAACGACAACGCGCCGGCGCUGCUGCCUCCUGCCGGCGGCGGGCCGGGCCCCGGGGCCGCGGGCGAGGCGGCGUCGGGGCCGGGCUCGGGGGCGCUGUGGGCGUGGGCGGCGUGGGGGGCGCCGGCGGGGCAGGUGGUGGCGAAGAUCCGCGCGGUGGACGCGGACUCGGGCUACAACGCGUGGCUGCGCUACGAGCUGUGGGAGCCGCGGGGGAAGGGCCCGUUCCGCGUGGGGCUGUACAGCGGCGAGGUGAGCACGGCGCGGGCGCUGGAGGAGGCGGACGGCCCGCGGCAGCGGCUGGUCAUCGUGGUGCGGGACCACGGGGAGCCGGCGCGCUCGGUCACGGCCACGCUGAGCGUGUCGCUGGUGGAGGGCGCCGAGGCGGCGCUGGCGGCCGCGGGCUCGUCGGGGCCGGGGCCGGGGCUGCGUGCGGCCGCGGGCGCGGAGGGCGGCGCGGCGGCGGCGGCGGCGGCGUCGACGAACGUGUGGCUGGUGGUGGCCAUCUGCGCGGUGUCGAGCCUGUUCCUGCUGGCCGUGGUGCUGUACGGGGCGUCGCGGUGGGCGCCGCGGGCGGCCGUGCUGUCGGGGCCCGGGCCGGCGACGCUGGUGUGCGCCAGCGAGGUGGGGAGCUGGUCGUACUCGCAGCGCCAGAGCCGGAGCCUGUGCGUGACGGACGGCGCGGGCAAGAGCGACCUGAUGGUUUUCAGCCCCAACUUCCCGCCGCCGCCCGGCCCCGCGGCGAAGGAGACGCAGCCGCAGCCGCCCGCUCUGCUGGACACGGUCAGUGCCCCCCCCUUCCCCGCCCCUUCCCGCGACGCCCCUGCCCCUCUGUCGCCCUUGUUGCCCGCCCCCCUGGCCGGCGGUGGCGGUGGCCGUGCUCAGCCCCCGGUGCCCGAGGGUGGUGGUCGCUGGGCAGGUGCUGGAGGCUCCUGA